Messenger RNA from Bolinopsis microptera, 1549 nucleotides. RefSeq lists its product as uncharacterized. The record is from RefSeq and is a predicted model, not a curated record. Lineage: Eukaryota; Metazoa; Ctenophora; Tentaculata; Lobata; Bolinopsidae. The transcript is spliced from 2 exons. Bases 42 to 1457 code for a protein of 471 amino acids.
UCUGUCGAUUACUAAUCCUCAUUAAUUUCCGUACAGCAAUAAUGAUCACCUUCAUUGUGACACUUUCCCUGGUUUGUGUUUCAGCCUCUAGUAAUGACAGACUGAAGGUCCGAGCUCUGUCAUUUGGUCGAACAAAUGCAGAUUAUGUAGAAUUCCAACCUAGUGAUAUGUCUCCGUUCUCUACUUCCUUUACCAUAUGCUCAUGGAUGAAGAGACUUCAUGAUGCGAGUUCACCGAUAGUGUUGCGCUACUAUCCAGGACAUGUCAUCGUCGGAGACGAAGGAAAUUGGAAUUACGUCAAUGGCUUGAACCUAGGUCUAAAAGGAAGGUUCCCAGAAGCUAAACUGUGGUUCCAUCACUGUUUAUCGUGGGUGACUGGAGGUACACAGAGAGUGUACGUGAACGGUGUACAAUUAGGCAGCACAUCCGCUUCAGCUGACAACCUUCAAAUGGGAGGGACCAUCGCUUUAGGGAACUCUAAUUCUAAAACUACGAAUUACGUAUUCGGUGGACAGUUACUCAAGCUGAACUGGUAUUCUGAAGAACUUACCUCAUCCCAGAUAAGAAAGAUGUUUGAAGCUGGUAUGUGUUCUACUGUUAUAGAGGAGGAGUAUAGCAGCAGGGAGAUAAAGUGGGAGCUGAUUCUGACGAAACAGAGAAACGGCAAUGUUACAGAGUUUCUCCCAACAGAAUGUGCCACGUAUGAGGUAGAGACCAAGCUGGAGGAAACUGAGGUUAAACUUGCCACCAUUGAGCAGAAACUACAGGAAGUGACUGCAACUCUAAACGACACUCUAUCCGAACUACAGGAAAGGACUACAACUCUAAACGACACUGUAUCCGAACUAACAGAAACUAAAACAGAACUGAUUGAGACCAAGGCAGAGUGUAGGGAAUCAAAGAUUGUGCUCCAGGAAAAAGAAACCAAGCUUAACAGAACCGAACAGAAACUACAGAAGGUGACUGAAACUCUUAACGAAACUUUAACAGAACUGAAUGGGACCAAAGCAGAGUGUAGGGAAUCAAAGAUUGUGCUCCAGGAAAAAGAAACCAAGCUUAAUAGAACCGAACAGAAACUACAGGAAGUGACUGAAACUCUUAACGACACUUUAACAGAACUGAAUGGGACAAAAGCAGAGUGUAGGGAAUCAAAGAUUGUGCUCCAGGAAAAAGAAACCAAGCUUAACAGAACCGAACAGAAACUACAGGAAGUGACUGAAACUCUUAACGACACUCUCUUGGAGGAGGCUAGAAGUCUUGAAACUGUUAGUAGAUGGGACGUUCUGUUCACUCCCCCUUACCUGAAUAAGCUCUUUACACGGCAGCUCUACAAUCAACUGACCAACUGGGUUAUGAUGGAGGAUUUCAUUGGGGUGAACGUUACAGUGGGACUGGUGAAGCAUUUCAAACAACACCACGAGGAACAAGAGGACCACGAAACUUGCGAGGAGGACUGAACAACAACUACUGUUAUCUACUAUUGAAGUUUUAAUUAAGUGCAUGGUACACUGUAACCUUUGUCAUUUGGCCCUGUAAUCGUCUGUAAUCA